Molecule: messenger RNA, 1026 nt
Organism: Symbiodinium necroappetens
Lineage: Eukaryota; Dinophyceae; Suessiales; Symbiodiniaceae
Source: the annotation of a GenBank genome assembly
AUGGGCAUCGCAUGCAAAGAGGACAUGCUGAUCGUGAUCUUUGGGCUCGUGCAGCUCCUGCUCGGCUUCAUUGGAGUUUCCCUGGACAAAGUCACAAUCCUCCGCAUGCUCCGUGUGGUUCGAAUUAUGCGGCUUUUCCGGCUCUUCCGGAAGUUCGCCAUGCUGAAGGAGCUGCGGAAACUGAUCCGGAUGACCGCCUCCUGCUUCAAAACGCUGUGCUGGUCCUUCCUCUUCUGCUUCGUGGUGAUGACGAGCUGGGCCAUGCUCGCCGUAGAAUUGCUGAACCCCUACAUGCCAGAACUGGCGAGUCACUGGGAAGACUGCGAGUUUUGCCGCCGCUCUCUUCAAUCCGUGAUGUCUGCGGACCUGCUCCUCUUCAAAACUGUCGUGGCUGGGGACAGCUGGGGCAAGGUGGCCGUGCCGCUCAUCGAAAGCCAUCCCUGGAUCGCCAUCCCAAUCUUUAUCGGUUCCCAGCUCUCCAUUGUCUUUGGCGUGCUAAACCUGGUGGUCGCGGUUGUGGUUGACACUUUCGCGGAGCAGCGCACCAAGGACGUGACGAGCAUGGCGCAGGAGAUGGAUGAGGACGCGGAGGAGGAACUGCAGGAAUUGGACAAGAUCUUUGCCAAGAUCGACAGCGACAACGACGGCCAGCUGAGCUGGCAGGAGCUGGUUAAAGGUGCUGAGAGGGUCCGAGAGUUUCAACACCGGCUUCGGGUCAUGGACAUCGACCAGACGGAUCUCGAACAGCUCUUCACCAUGCUGGACCACAACCAGAAUCAGACGGUGGAUCCGGACGAGUUUAAGAGGACUUUGGCUCGCUGGGCCUUUGACUCGAAGACUGCCACACGCUUCGUUCGCUACACCUUGCAACAGCUGAUGGACGAUCACAACUCUGCAGCCGAGAAGCUCUCGAAGAUGGAGUCGCUUGUCCGUGACAGCUUUCAAGAUGCCAGCCCAGCUCCCCCUCGUCGGCGCCGGCGUCGGCGCAAGGUGAAGGCGCAGGAACCCGAGUACAAGGACGUCUAG